AUGACUUCCAAUUUGGAAACUCAAUUGGAUGAAAUGACAAAGAGAUUGGAAGUAUCUCAUAGAGAAAGAGAUAAAUUUGAGCGUGAGCUUGUCACAACAAAAUCUGAAUUAGCUGGAGUAAAACGCACACUCGAUUUAGAGCGUCAAGAGAGGAGAGAGUUAGAAACAAGAGCUUUAAAUUUGAUUAAAAGUGCAAAAAAGAAGUGGGAAAAUACAGAAAAGGAUAAAGUUACUCAACUCAAUAAUCAUAUUGAUUCUCAAACUAUGCGCAUAACUGAAUUGUGCACUAGUAACAAUGAGAUGAGUUCUAAAUUACAGAGAUUAGAAUGCGAACUCGAAACUGCUAAUGCCGAACUACACAAAUUAAGAGUAUUCCAGGUUCAAUACAAGGAAUCAUUAAAUAAAAUGCGAGAAUUAAGUCGCCAAAGUUCUGUAGGCGUGGAGAAUAAAUUAGAACAAAUAUCAACGAGAGCUCAUAACCAAAUAGCUGAACUUAGAUCCAAAUUGGAAUUAGAAACAGCUAAGAAUAUAGAUUUGGAUAAUAAGUUACGGAAUGAAGAGGAUUCUAAUCAUUGUCGACAAUCGAGAUUGAACGUAGCUCUGGAGUUGACGCAAAAUGAGUUGAAAGACUGCGAAGAGCAAUUACGUAGUUUAAAGGCUACAAUUCCAGCUCGAGAUGCCGAAAUAGAGACUUUAAAAAAUCAAUUACACGAAAAGGCUAAGCAUUUGGAGAAUGCGAAUAGCGCAGAACAACUGAUUGUUGCGUUACAAGAACAAAUUGACAGACUAAGAAUGGAAAAUGACCAAUUGAAGCAGCAAUUAGAAUCGACAAAAUCUGAUUUAAAUGAAACUAUGAUAAACUUAGAGGUAAAUGAGACUCUUGCUGCAAAUCUGGAGAGGGCUACACAAGAUAAAAUUGCCUUACAAAAUCAAUUAAAAAGCACUCUUCAAAAAGAAGGCCCGACGAUCGAGGAUACCGUAAAAAUAACUAGCCUCGAGCAGCAGAUCGAAAAUUUGGAACAGCAGCUGAAAGCGUGCAGAGAAAAUGCGGCGGCUGAUCGUCAAACCACCAAGCAAGCCCAAUUAAAUCUUUGGAAGAAGGAGAAGGAGUUGUCUGAUGCCAAUUUGGACAAGAGGAUAGCUACGAGAGAGGCCAAGACGGCCGAGGAGAAGUUAAAGAGUUUGCAGGAAGAGAAGCAAAAAAUGUCGGAGAGACUUAACGCAAAAAUCCGGGAGGAGGAGGAGAAGGCUAGAAAGUUGUUAAAGGAGCUCGAGGCUGCGAAAAAUUCAUUAUCGGAUGCCACGAAGGAAGUGACGAGGAACAAAUUACAGGCCAAUUCUGCUCAGAAGGCAUUGACUCAAGUCAACCAACAAAUAGAAGAAUUGCAGAGUUCGAGUGCGGCACUGCGCAGGGAGUUGGACUCUACUCGUAAGCAAUUGCGUAGUAGUCAGGAUCGCGUUGAUGCAUUGCAAAGCGAAAAGGAACGAAUUGCCGCGAGGCUGAGCAAAUUCAACGAGGAGAAAAAUGAGCUUGAAUCGAGGUAUGAGAAAAUUCCUAUCAAGUGA
This is a messenger RNA of Ceratosolen solmsi marchali, 1566 nucleotides long. Its product is annotated as paramyosin-like. The transcript is spliced from 6 exons. The record is from RefSeq and is a predicted model, not a curated record. Bases 1 to 1566 code for a protein of 521 amino acids. Lineage: Eukaryota; Metazoa; Arthropoda; Insecta; Hymenoptera; Agaonidae.